CCGUCGAAACAAUCCCCAAGUGUUUGCGAUCCGGCGGCACACGAGCCGAUCAAUUCAGAGGAUCCAAUCCAUCUUGACUCUCUCCCUCACGUCUCCACCGGAAAGUCUGCGUGUUCUCUCAGCAGCCAUGGCGACGAGGACGCUGGAGCUGACGCUGAUUUCGGCCAAGGAUCUCAAGGAGGUGAACCUGCUCUCCAAGAUGGAGGUCUACGCCGUCGUCUCGCUCUCCGGCGACCCCCGCUCGCGGCAGCGGAUCCAGGCCGACCGCACCGGCGGCCGCAACCCCACCUGGAACGCCACGCUCCGAUUCAACGUCCCGGCCAGCGGCGCUGGAUCCCUCCACGUACUCCUCCGCGCCGAGCGCGCCCUCGGCGACCGCGACGUCGGCGAGGUCCACAUCCCGCUCUCCGAGCUCCUCUCCGGCGCCCCUGACGGCCCCGUCCCCGCCAAGUUCGUCGCCUACCAGGUCCGCAAGAUCUCCUCCGGCAAGCCACAGGGAGUCCUCAACUUCUCAUACAAGCUCGGCGAGGUCACCCAAUCGGCCGCCGGGUACGCUCCCACCCCCGCCCAGUCCGCGUACACCCAGCCUCCCUCGGCCUACCCGCCGGCAGGCAAGGCCGACGCGUACCCGCCUCCCUCCGCCUACCCGCCUGCAGCCAAGGCCGACGCGUACCCGCCUCCCACCGCCUAUCCGCCCGCCGGCAAGACCGACGUGCCAGCGACCGCUUACCCGCCCCCAUCCGGCUACCCGCCAGCCUCGGGCAAGCCGGCAAAGGCCGGCGAGCCCGUGACUGCCUACCCUGCCGCCGGCCCCAGCACCGCGGCGCCCUACGCCGCUCCUUCGCCGCAGUACGGGUACGGCUACCCACCGCAGCAGCCCGCCGGGUACGGGUACCCUCCCCCGCCGCCGCAAGCCGGGUACGGGUACGGUGGGUACCCGCCGCAGGCCGGGUACGGGUACCAGCAGCAGGCCGUGAAGCCGCAGAAGAAGAAGAACAACUUCGGGAUGGGGCUCGGGGCCGGGCUGCUCGGAGGCGCCGUCGGCGGCCUCCUGAUCGGCGAUAUGAUGUCGGACGCGUCGGCGUACGAUGCCGGCUACGACGCCGGGUUCGACGACGGUGGCUUCGAUUUCUAGAGCGUUCUGGCUUGAUACUACAGCAGAGGCCCUUCGUUUUGGAUUUGCCUUUAACCUUUGUGAUGUGUUUCGUUUGUACUACCUACUAAUUGUCUCAGGACCAAAUCAGAUUAUGCAUCGUAUCUGAUGCAAUGAUAAUGUAAAUAUGAUGCAGCAGAGACAGUAUAUGAAUUGCAAUUUUGUUUUUGGGCC
Panicum hallii is the source of this 1327-nucleotide messenger RNA. Its product is annotated as protein SRC2-like. The coding region runs from base 128 to 1135 and encodes 335 amino acids. NCBI's taxonomy places the organism in Eukaryota, Viridiplantae, Streptophyta, Magnoliopsida, Poales, Poaceae. The transcript has a single exon. Gene Ontology annotation, biological process: defense response. The record is from RefSeq and is a predicted model, not a curated record.